AAACGAUCUGACAACCAAACGGAUAGUCUUCACCCGUUCUGACAAAUCUAUUCCGCGCAGCACACGUUCAUCCUGAUCGCUUCUAUAUCGCUGUGUGUGUACUUCCUGUCUGUCACAGCGACUUCCGGAGAUGGAUUGGCUUUUGUUGUGCAGCGACUGAAAGGGCGUGCGUUCGUGCACGAGCACUUCAAACCGCACUCGUGAAGAAAAAAGGGAGUGUCGGCGCAUAAAGCAACGCCAACCAUCCACAAAGAUUCAUACCUGAAGGUUGCAUCAGAGGUUGCUUUGGACAAAAGGUUGCAAAUCCACACUCAGAAUGAGUUGCAUGGAGCAAGGUGACGCUGGGAAGUUUCUCGAGAGGUUUCUGGAGGAGUUUCUAAACCCGCUUGGCACAGAGGAUCCGCUUCCCGUCACUCCACUUAGCCGCAAAGUCACCAUGCAGGAGGUGAAGGGAGAGAGUCUGGAUCUGGGCCUGCGACUGCUCUCAGCCAGAAAUGCCCCGUCCUGGCUGGGUGCAGCGAUGUGCAGUGCUGCUGUCACGGAAUUGCUUAAAGAUGACCUUUCACCUCACUACUGCCCUAAAGAUCCUGAACAGCAACCAGAGGAUGAACAGGAAGUUGUUUUGUUGCAGUCUGAGCCAUUGCAGCGCCUCUUUAUUAAUAAAUUGAGAGAGGUGUGUUUGGCCUGGCAGAAACAGCUGCCCAGUCCCGGGUCGUCCUCAUCACAGACUCACAGCUGCUCCGUUCACGCCAUUCGAAACACUCGCAGGAAGAUGGAGGACCGUCACAUCAUCCUGAGAGAGUUUAACCAGCUUCUGGGACUGCAGGAUGGUGUAGAUCGAGAGUAUUACGCUGUGUUUGAUGGACAUGGAGGGGUGGACGCUGCCACAUAUGCUGCCACCCACCUGCAUAUCAUACUGAGCCAGCAGGAGGAGCUAAAAAGCGAUGCUGCCACAGCCUUCAAAAGCACCUUCACACAAACAGAUGACAUGUUCAAAAUCAAAGCUAAGAGAGAGCGUCUGCGCAGCGGCAGCACUGGUGUGGCGGUCUUACUGACCUCUGAUCUCCUGACCGUCUCCUGGCUGGGAGACUCUCAAGCUGUGCUGGUUCGAGAGAGAGAACCAGUGACCCUAAUGGACCCACACAAACCUGAGAGAGAGGAUGAGAAGAAAAGAAUCGAGGAUCUGGGUGGAUGCAUUGCUUUCAUGGGUUGCUGGCGAGUAAAUGGGACCUAUGCCGUUUCCAGAGCAAUAGGUGAUUUUGAUCAGAAGCCGUACGUCUCUAACGAAGCUGAUUGCUCCUCAAUCCAGCUGAACGGUCGUGAAGAUUACAUUCUGCUUGCUUGUGACGGCUUCUUUGACGUGGUGCGGCCUGGGGACGUCCCGGACCUGGUCCUGGAGGCUCUGAGGGAGACCGGAGGCUCGGGGGACGAUGUGGCCCAGACCCUGGUGGCCCAUGCUAAAGCUGCUGGAUCCAGUGAUAACAUCACGGUUCUCUUGGUGUUCCUCAAGGAUCCGCAGCAGCUUCUGACCUACGAGACGAGUUCCAGAGCAGAGCCUAGAGGAGCGACCGCUGCAGCCACAGGGAUCUGAAAGGGGUUAAAAGGAAGAAAUUGUCCAUGAUAGAAGCAAAUAAGAGGACCAAUAGCAACUGAUAGUCUUUUCACCAUCUGGAAUGAAGUUUUUAAAAAGUUGUUGCUUUUGAAAAGAAUAUGCGAUUGUUGAGGUCAUCGGAAACGAGUCGAGUCAUGUAUUCAGAAGAAAGCAUCGAACGCAGGUGAAAGGCAUUUCCUCGUUUUUUUUUUUCUUUUCUAAGAAUGUCUGAUCUCUGGUCAUUUAUUAACUCUCUUUGUUGCUACAUUUGAACUUGCCUUCAUUUUUAAACAACAUGUUUCCAACUAUUUGCCUUGUUUUUACCAGCUUAUAUUUACAUUAUUUACUGGUGCUUAAAGAAAUAGUUCACCUAAAAAUAACAAUUCUGUCAUCAAUUAGUCAUUCCAAACCUGUAUUACGUUCAGCAGAAAACAAGAGAUGCAUACAGGUUUGAAACAACAUGGGGGUGAUGAAUUAAUGACAGGAUGUACAUUUUUGGAUGGACUAUCUCUUUAAUAUCUCAGAAACAUUCUAAUACCUUAUAGACAUGCUUAAAGCAAAUGCGAUUCUUUUUUUUCCGAGUGUAUUUUGUUGGUUGCGCUCCCUAUUUGAUACGACUGUUACAGUGGAGAGAAAACCGAUGUGAAUAGUCUUAACACAUACAGUAUUGCGUCGCAUUUCAGACCACACUGGCUUCGAUAAUGAAAUAACUGACCAUAAGGCCUUCAGCUCUGUCAGCAGUUGUACUAAUCCAGUGUUGUAGGUGGUUAGUAUUUUUAAGACUGUUAUUUAUUUGACAAAAAAGUAUUUAUGGCUGUACUGUACUGUGUAAACACGCUCUUUCAUGUGCCAAAACUGUAUUUACGAGUCUGACUUUGCCAAGAUCGCCUCUCUGUUGCUGCAGCUUUUCACAAAGCAGUUUUUCGAAAUGUACAGUAAACAUUUAUUUAUGCAUAUUUCAUAUUCGUUUUGUUACAGUGCCUUUUCCCCCCAAAUAUCAGUGUUAAUACUGGCGUGUGCGUGUUGGUGUUAUAUUAUCAUAGCCAGACUUUGCAAACCGCACGUCCUGCAUGCUGCAAGUCAUCUCACGUUACGGCCGCUCAAUAUUUUGAAAGCCUCGUGACGAGUAGCUGAUAUAGUAGCACAGUCACUAUAAUGUGAUAAGACCGAGAAUAUCGCCAACCUAAUGGAUACCGAAUGAGGAAGGUGAAGACCGAGGAUGAGAUGUUGAUUUGGUGUUUUUAUAUGGGGAAAAUGUCUCAUUUGGUUCAGUCUAAUGCAUUCUGUAUUUGAAUAAAAGAGUGCAAAUGUCCAGAUUUCUAUCUUUGAAUGUAUGUAAUUGAGUAUAUUUAAAGUUUUCCACAAACUACAGUGGCAUCUUAAAGUCUGAGGGUAUUGAACAUCUGGGAAUUAAAUUCAUUUGGAGUUGGAAAGAUUUUUACAUUUUUUAAAAACAAGUCUCUUAUGCUCACUACAGCUGCAUUUAUUUGAUCAAAAUACAGUAAAAACUGUUCUAUUGUUAACUAUUACAAUUUUAAAGUAUUUUAAAAUGUAAUUUAGUUUAAUUUUCAGCAUCAUUACUCCAGUCUUCAGUGUCAUAUGAUCCUUCAGAAAUCACUCUUAAUAUGCUGAUUUGCUACUCGAAAAAUUUCUUAUUAUAAUCCAUGUUGAAUUUGAUAAAGAUCUAAGUCUUUUCUAUCAGUCGUCAGAAAGCAUUAUAAAAUACUGAUCUGGUGGUCAUGAAAAGUCAAAAUUGAAAACAUUGUAAGUGUCUUUAAAGCCACUGUUGAUUAAUCUAAUACAUCACUGCUGAAUACAAAUAUUAAUCAUUUACCAAAAAAAAAAAGAAAUCUUACUGAGCCCAAAUAUAUAUAUAUAUAUAUAUAUAUAUAUAUAUAUAUAUAUAUAUAUAUAAUAUAAUAAUAAUAUAAUAUAAUAUAUAUAUAUUUUUUAUAAAACAAAGACACAUUAUGAUGUAAAAGCAUUUUCACUAGUGCUCUCAGACUUUCGGAUCCCACUGUAUAUAAUAAAUAUGGUGUUAUUUCCCCUAGAUUGACAAAUGUUGCAUAUUGCUCAUCCAUUUUAGAUAUGGGAUAUUCUGCUUUACGUCAUUUUUGUAAUGGCCAAUGACUCUAAAAGCCAAAAGUCUAUGCACAUCAUCAGCGAUGAUCUCAUAUAAUUCAUCAGGAAAUGGGAUGUGCCAAUGAUGGGAAUUUUGUGACAUCACAGUUAUUAAUUAUAGUCUUACCCCAUUUUAAAUGCGCAAUGUCUAUUUUUUUUUCUCAUAAUGUGAACGCUGUUAUCAUUUACUCACCUUCAUGUUACUCAACCAGUAUGACUUUCUUCUGUGAAACACAAUGUUUUUUGGACCCUACUGACUUUCAUAGUGUGGAAAAAAAAAAUCUUCAGAAUAUCUAGCAGUAAUUGAUGACAGAAUUUUAAUUUCUAAUUUAAUUUUUGGGUGAACUGUUCCUUUACGUUCACAUUAGUGCCAAAUGACAUUGUUCAUUCAGAAUGUCUUUUUGUACUUCGUAUUAAAAGUUGGUUUUUCAAAGGGUUUGAGCACUGAACUACUAAUGUGUUUUUGUCCAGUAGAAAGGAAAGAUCAUGAACGUAUGCAUCACUAGAUUUUAUGCUGGUGUGCAUUUUUAUACACUUUUCGCCUGCAGUAUUUUUAUUUAUUUUUUCCACAGGACAUUUUGUAAUCGUUGCUGUUUGUACUAAAAAGUGAACAUAAAUCAUGGGAACACAUGGGUGUAACAGCUCUCAAUAGUACAUGAUAAAGUGCCUUAUCUUUAUGUACUUUUCAGAAUCAUCUUUGUACAGGCAACUUAACUGAUGAACCUAAGUGAGCUGACUUUUUUCAGACCUAAUUUUGCAUAUCAUUUACCUCUACUGCUGAUCUUGUGCGCAAGUAAGGCUUUAUACUGGAUCAUAUAAUACAAAUACCACACUGAGUGUACAAUACUACAGUGAAUCUUCUACCUAAAUGUUCUUGAAUGUUGUAAUGUUUGUCAACGUCUGAUAAACCGCUAAAUGUGAUUGCUGUCCUGUGGUAUUUUCCUGCUAUUUUAGAAAGCGUUUUUUUAAUGCAGCUUUUUGUGUAUUUAUAACCAGUGACACAAGCAUUGGGCUUUAAUCUGAUAUAAUGUGAAUAAAGUACUUUUCACAUCA
Molecule: messenger RNA, 4765 nt
Organism: Cyprinus carpio (common carp)
Lineage: Eukaryota; Metazoa; Chordata; Actinopteri; Cypriniformes; Cyprinidae
Product: protein phosphatase, Mg2+/Mn2+ dependent, 1F
Biological process (GO): negative regulation of protein kinase activity; protein dephosphorylation
Cellular component (GO): cytosol
Molecular function (GO): protein serine/threonine phosphatase activity; cation binding
Source: RefSeq, a predicted model, not a curated record